GCGAUGACAACAAUCAAAUGGAUUCCAAUUUGGGACCCGAAUUCCCGAUUGAUUAACCCGUCCAGUGUCAGCUGAUACCGGAGUAACUUUCCUCUGCCGUUAAAUUAUCUUUAUCUCCGGCGAUUUCCUACCGAUCUCUUUUUUUCCGGCGAAAUUGAACUCCAGGUUGCUGUAAAGUUAUAUAACAUGGGUGAUGCAAUUGAUUUAACUGGAGAUGGAGGUGUUAUGAAGAAAAUUGUGCAACGAUCCAAACCUGAUGCUAUUGCUCCCUCAGAGAGUCUUCCUCUUGUUGAUGUUCAUUAUGAAGGCACUCUUGCUGAUACUGGUGAAGUAUUCGAUACUACCCGUGAAGAUAAUACAAUUUUCUCCUUUGAGAUAGGCACUGGUUCUGUUAUUAAGGCUUGGGAUGUUGCAUUGAGGACCAUGAAGGUUGGGGAAGUAGCUGUAAUUACCUGCAAGCCAGAGUAUGCCUAUGGAAGUGCUGGGUCCCCACCGGAUAUUCCCCCCGAGGCAACCCUUGUUUUCGAGGUGGAGCUGGUGGCUUGUAGACCACGUAAAGGUUCUAGUGUCAGCAGCGUUUCAGAUGAAAGGGCUAGGCUGGAGGAGCUGAAGAAGCAAAGAGAAAUGGCAGCUGCAGCUAAGGAGGAAGAGAAGAAGAAGAGAGAAGAAGCUAAGGCCGCAGCAGCUGCUCGUAUCCAAGCCAAACUUGUGGCAAAGAAAGGAAAAGGGAAGGGCAAAGCGAAGUAAAAAUGGCCAAGUAUUUGUAAUAUUUAUAUACUAGUAGAAUAUACUCGUAGACGUAUACGAAUACCUGAUGAUGUUAAAUAUGCUAGCUUGUAUGCUUCAGCAUUUGCUUGAUACUUCUAAGCUUUCAUAUUGUUAUGAGUUGUCAUAUAAUGCACGUGAAAUUAAAUCUUA
Solanum dulcamara is the source of this 918-nucleotide messenger RNA. Its product is annotated as peptidyl-prolyl cis-trans isomerase FKBP20-1. The transcript is spliced from 6 exons. Gene Ontology annotation, cellular component: cytoplasm. The coding region runs from base 187 to 747 and encodes 186 amino acids. Gene Ontology annotation, molecular function: peptidyl-prolyl cis-trans isomerase activity. Lineage: Eukaryota; Viridiplantae; Streptophyta; Magnoliopsida; Solanales; Solanaceae. The record is from RefSeq and is a predicted model, not a curated record. Gene Ontology annotation, biological process: protein peptidyl-prolyl isomerization.